Messenger RNA from Helobdella robusta, 888 nucleotides. RefSeq lists its product as hypothetical. The record is from RefSeq and is a predicted model, not a curated record. Bases 1 to 888 code for a protein of 295 amino acids. Lineage: Eukaryota; Metazoa; Annelida; Clitellata; Rhynchobdellida; Glossiphoniidae. The transcript has a single exon.
AUGGCGAAAAAAACUUCGACGUUGCCGAAAAGAACUUCGAGGUUGUCGAAAAGAACUUCGAGGUUGUCGAAAAGAACUUCGACGAUGCCCAAGUAUGAUAAAGUAUCCUUGAAUACGAUUAGUGCCGAAGAUCUAACGCACAAUACUAACAACAGUCAAAAAAAAGAUGCGAAAGGUGGCGGAAAAGAUGCUAAAGGGGGUGGAAAAGAUGCUAAAGGCGCUAAAGGAGGUGAAAAAGAUGCUGCAAAAGGAGGAAAAGCUGCUCCUUCAAAGGGCGCUGGUAAAGAUGCGAAAGAUGCAAAAGACGCAAAAGGAGGUAAAUCUGCCCCGGCAAAAAGUGGAGGUAAAGAUGCAAAAGAUGCGAAAGGUGGAAAAGGUGCCGCUCCUGGUAAGGAAUCAAAAACCAGCGGAGGGAAAAAUGCGAAAGAAGGGACACAAGAUUCUCCCGGCAAAGAAUCGAAAGCAGGAGGUUCUCCUGAAAAAAGACCUAGAGAGGACAGAGAUAAAAAAUCACCUAGCGAUAAAGAAAGAAAAAAAGAGAAAAAAGGAGGCGAAAAAAAAGUUAAAGGUGAUUAUUGUUAUAAGCCUGAAGAUUCGGAUGUGGAAGGAGAAUACGACGACAACGCUCCAACCUUGUCCGCUUAUCAAAAAAUUGUCGAAAGAGCAUUCAACAAAAAGCCUUUAGCGGUACUAAAAAGACUUCGGUGCUCUUGUGAUUUGGGAUUUGAACCAAUGUUGAUGCCACAAAUUCCAAAUGAAAACAAAGAUGACGAUGAGGAGGAUCCAAGUGCUGAAUUUGAAAAAAGAAUUGGCGGCGGCGGCGGUGGCGGUGGCGGUGGCGGUGGCGGCGGCGGUGGCGGCGGUGAGAAAAGGAGGCGAGAGAAAUAA